Molecule: messenger RNA, 4279 nt
Organism: Vespa crabro (European hornet)
Lineage: Eukaryota; Metazoa; Arthropoda; Insecta; Hymenoptera; Vespidae
Product: zinc finger protein 852-like
Exons: 13
Coding region: 407-2485 (692 amino acids)
Biological process (GO): regulation of transcription by RNA polymerase II
Cellular component (GO): nucleus
Molecular function (GO): RNA polymerase II transcription regulatory region sequence-specific DNA binding; DNA-binding transcription factor activity, RNA polymerase II-specific
Source: RefSeq, a predicted model, not a curated record
AAAUAAAAUUUUACUUUAGCAUAUUGUCAAUUUAAUUUUGCCUGUGGUAAAUUUGGGUAAAGUAGUACACAGUCACGUGAUGCAUCAUGGCGGGCUACCAGGGAACUCAUAGAUAAUGCUCUCGUAUUUGACGUUUAUGUCAUUUUUUCCGUUAAUCUUGGAUAUUAUUUAUAUUGAACUUUAUUUUUGCAGACGCUUAGAGUGCGCGGACUAUCUGACGAGAUGUGGUUUUCGAAUUUGAACGUUUGUACGCCAGUUUGUUUUAAUCGGAUCAAAAAUAAUGAUGUAUUCACGUUUAUUAAAAUAAAAUAAAUAUGAUCUUUUUGUUGAAUUUUUCUUUAAAGUCUAGUAAACUAUACUGCCAAAAUGAAGUUACGCCUUUAAAUAUUGAAUUUAUAUCUUCAUUAUGAAUAAAAAUAUGAAUGCUGAAAACUUAUCAUAUUUAAGCUAUGAGAUAAAUGGUACUCGAUUUAUUGUACAAACUUUAUCUAAUUCAAUGGAUAUAACAAAGGUUGAAGGUACUAACGAUGAACAAGGUACAGCGAAUAUAAAUGAUGAAAUGUCAUUUGGCAAAGAGGAAGAACCAAUUUCUUUGAUUUCUGUAGAUGGCCAAAUUUAUGCAUUUCAAAAUGGAGACUUUCAAGAGCUUAAUCUCAGUCAUGUUGAUGGUCAGAUUGAAUUAUCAGAUAAAGCAGUCUUGUUAUCAAGAGAUAUAGAAAAUGAAGAAACACAGUUCAUUACCAAUGGAGCUAUAAUAAUAGAGAAUAUCGAUGAUGACAAUCAGGAACGUUAUGAAAUAGUUACCGAACAAAAUGAUAACAAUUUUGUUAUGCAGAAGAAUGAUGUAAAUGCAAAUGAUUUUGUAGAAGUAGUAACAGCAUUUAAGUGUAAGAUAUGUACUUACACAACACAAGAUAGAGGAGAAUUGAUAGAACAUUUUCAAAAAACGCACAUUAAUCCAACAAUAGAUAUAGAGGAAAAAGAAGAGUCUGUAAAUGUUGAUGAAGUAAAACUAGUUUACAUGUGUGGAGAGUGCUCCAAUUGUUUUCCUUCUUUAGAAGAUUGCAAAGAACACAUGAUAAAUGAUCAUCAACUAACUAAUACAGCUCCUGAAAAAGCAGUUAGGGAAUACAUGACGAAUGAACUGAGAGAUCCUAAACUACAUAUGGAGCAGAUAAAAAAUAAUUGUAAAAAUAAUCAAUUAAAACAAGAAGUAAAAGAUAUUAAAUCUUUAAAUUCCGAGUGCAUACUUAACAAAAAAGCAAUUGAAUUGGCUGAAACAAAUGUAAGAUGUACAUAUCGUGGAUGUCCAUAUAAGUUCGCUACAGAGGAGAUAAUGCAACAACACGUUGCUUUUCAUACAGAAUCUCAAAGUGUGUCAGCAUUUAAAUGUAGUAUUUGUAGAGAUCUAAAAUUUACAAAAUGGAGACAGUGUAGUUUGCAUCUCUGGAAGAAACAUGAAAUUGACGUAGGUCUUUUUACAUGUAAAAUAUGUAAAGCAUACAAAAGUGCUACAAUGGUGAAAUUGUUAACUCAUAUGAAGGUUCAUAGUGAAACUCGAGAUUAUGAAUGUUCAGAAUGUGGUAAAUGCUUUAAACAAGCAAGUCAACUACGUAAUCACCGAGUAAUGCAUUUAGAUCGAAAGACUUUAGAAGUAAAACGUUGGUAUACAUCAAAAAAAUGUGAUAUGUGUGGAAAAACUUAUGCAAAUUCCAAAUGUCUCAAAAGUCAUAUACAAGCAGUUCAUUCAAAGCUGCGUCCUUAUGUGUGCAAUGUUUGUGGUCAUUCUAGUGCUAGAAAAGCUAUGCUGCAGAUGCAUUUGCGACAGCACACAGGUGAUAAACCUUUUAGUUGUGAACUCUGUGAAUAUAGAACUGGUGAUCAUAAUACAUUAAGACGUCACAUUAUGCAACACACAGGCUUUAGACCAUACAAGUGUCCUCACUGUUCAUAUACAGCGAUUCAAAGUAGCAGUUAUAAAAAUCACUUGAAAUCAAGACAUCCUCUAUUAUCCGGUUUAUUCACAUGUGAUUCUUGUUCUUUUAAAACAGUUAAAAAAGAAAGUUAUAUACAACACGUUCAUGAUCAUGAAAAGGGUUUGAUUAAAGCAAAUAUUCAAAAGAAAGACGAUGAAAAUGUCGAAGUAUUUCCUGGUAAUAUUGCAGCAGCCCAACUGAUUUACAGUUGUUUAGGUGCCUUUUCGAAAGUUGGAGAUACAUUAGAAGCUAAUUUAAUGUCUUCUUCGACAUCUGCUGAUGGUACAUCACAAACGAUCACAAUUCAGAUACCAUCGAAACAUCUUGAAAAUUCAUUGUCAUCAAGAGAAAAUAUUAAAAGUAGCUCUGCGAUAGAGCAAGAAGAUGAAGAAACGAUGCACUGUUUUCUAAAACUACCAAGAGAAGAAGAGGAAAAUAUUGAUACUGGUGGUAUAACGAUACCAGCAGAGCCUGAAAUCUCUACUUCUGCAACAAUUGAUAUUGAUUAAUAAAAGAGUGUGUAUAUAUAUAUAUAUAUAUAUAUGUAUAUAUAUAUAUAUAUAUAUAUAUAUAUAUAUAUAUAUAGUAAUAAGAAAGAAUAAAAUCUUUGUGUAUUAUAAGUUAUACAGAUGCUAUAGUAGUGAAUGAACGAAGGAAUACUAGUCAUACGUUACUUAGUAAUAAUUAUAUUUGUUUUUAUUACAUUUAUAGAAUAGUUUAUUAAUAUAGAAAAUAACCUAAUGUGAUACUAUUUUUGGAAACAUAUUUGUUCCGAAUUCAUAGCAUGCUAGUACUUGUGUUAUAUACAAUUCCAUAUAAAUCAUUUAUAAAAAUUCAUUAAUUUAUCAUCACAGUUAUAGUUUAUUAGAUUUGAUUUAUGAGAUUUGACAAUUAAAUUUUAUAAUGAAAUUCUUGAUGAAUAAUUCUCUCUCUAACAUAUACAGUAGGAUUAUUUUUAAAUGAAGAUUAAAUAAGUAAACGUUUUUUAAUUGCUAUUUUAAGUUUUAAGUUUAAGAUCUACGUUUCUUAUUUAAAAAUAGAAAUCGGUAUUAAAUACUACCAACUAUUUAUGGAUCCUCUAAAUUAAUUUCUUAAUUUAAGUGAUAAAAUAAUUUAUGUAAAUUUUAAUUUAACAUUCUUAAAUGUAUAAGAUUUUAUUUUUUUAAUUGAACAAAUGUUUAUGUAAAUUUAACUUAUAAAACUCCAAAAUAUGUUUAUUGGAAAGUAUGUAAGAGAUUAGUAAUAAUGUAUAAAAGAAAUUGUAAAAUAAUCUGAAAAUUGUUAUGAGUGGGAUUAAAAGCACAGUACAUUGCAUAUAUGACCAAAGAAACAUAUUUUUGCUUUUACUCAAUUGUGGAUAACUAACAUUUUUUGAUUAUAUUAAAUUAUUAAUAUAAACUUAAUUAAGAGAUAAAAACAAAACUACUUUAUACGAUUGCAUAAUAUAAUCGUAAUAAUCCGAUAUUGAUCAGUCGAUAAAUUUUUUAAGGCGCAGAGUAAAACAACUUUUAAUUUAAAUUUGCGCGGCAAUUCUUCAAGUUCGAUUAUACAAUAUUAAGAGGAAUCGAUAUUUGAAAAUAUUCGAGUAAUCGUCAUAUAAUUUUAAUAAUAGAAUCGUAUUAAAGUUGUGAUAACAUUACGAUCUCGUUGACGGGAGUGAAUGUAAACAAAACAAAAGAUCGCUAGAUGUUCGACAUUGAGAGGAGAUUCAGAAGAAAGUCUCCGUACGCAGCAACCUUUCCUCGUGAUGAGACCCGGACAAUCGAUAUUAUUUGCGUUAUAAUAAAAUCUCAUAUAUAAUUGUAAACAACAGAAUCAUUUGUUUUAAAUCGUUAAUCGAUAAGGCAGAGCACGAUACGAAGAAGAUAUCCAACAUUUCUCCCACACAAUCUCUUUCAACAUCCUCAUUUUCGCUUGCAUCUUCGGCAGUUUGGAUGGUAUAAACGUCUGGAUUUCUGCAAAUUAUAUUAUACAUAAGUGGAUGUCAAGGUUAAGUCAUGUGUCACAUCACAAAUCAAUAUAUAAGUAGACGUGGAGCUAUUACUAGUACAAAAGAGGUAUAUUGAAGCAUUUAAAUUAAGGCAAAAAAGAAAAGAAAAGAAAAAGGAAAGAUAAUCUUGUAAAAAGAAGAUUACAUUUACCUGAUAAACACUCUACUGCAAAGACAAUAAAUGUAACAAUCGGGGUCAGGGGACUCCGCCUGUUCUGCUAUAUAAACUUCAGCUAAAGGUUCCCAAAAAUGUUCGCACAUACCGAAAAUGUAUAGUGAUCUUUCAUACAAUAAUAAUUUAUCACAACACCCA